AUGUCUGAUCAAGACACUCACCAAAAUAAAUACAGUGAAUUGCGAAGUAUGUGUAAAUACUACAUCGAUUCAUAUAAUGCAUUGUAUCAGCUGAAAACUGAAAAUGAAGAAGAAAUAAACAAGAUUUACAAAAUGAUCAAAACAGAAUUGAUUGAAUCCAAGAACUAUCCUCCUCAAAAUAUUAUCAAAGAUAUUUUGCAAAUUAUACCGUAUAAUAAUCGCUACACAAAGUCAUAUUUAUCUCUUGCCAAAAUUAUAUAUGAUAAUUAUCAAAUAAACGAGGAAACCAAAGUUUCAUUAACUGUUAGAUACCUAUUUUAUAAAGAAUAUGGAAUUAAAUUAGACAAAUCUGAUAAAUUCGAAACAAUUAACUCAGAAAAUCUCAAUUUUCAUACAGAAGAUACAAUUUACAGAGCAAUUAUGUAUAAUGACUUAGAAAGAUUCAUUACAUUCACAGAAAUAGAUGGAUUUGAUAAAGAUCAAAUACUCGGUAGCACUUUAUAUCCUCAUUCUUAUUAUGGAUAUUCAUUACUUGAAUUAUGUUGUUACCAUCGGGCAGUUGACUGUUUUAAGUUCUUAAGAACAAAAUUUAACUCAGAAAUAACUCAAACAUGUCUAAAAUUUUCAUUUUUAAGAGGAAAUCCAGAGAUAAUGAGUGAAUGUUUGAAAAAUCAAAGACCCGAUAAAGAAUGUAUGGAGUAUGCAAUUAUUUCACACAACAUUGAUUUUGUUACAUUCUUGAUGAAUGAAUACAAUAUUAAUAUCAAUUUAGAAGGUUGUGCAAAAUUUAAUAAUCUUGAAUCCUUAUUAGUUUAUUUUGAUCAAACUAAUGAUGUUAACAAAUGCUUUCUUUAUUCAGCAAUACUCAACAUUCCAUCCUUACUCGAAUACUUCCUUUCACAUAUUGCAAAUAUCAAUGAAAGAGAAAAUGGAAAAGCUGCUCUUCUCUAUGCAGCAGAAUUAAAUAGCAAAGAAAUAGCCGAACUUCUUCUUUCACAUGGUGCAGAUAUCAAUCAAAAGGAUAUGGAUAGACAAACUUCUCUUCAUUAUGCAGCAAGUUAUAAUUAUAAAGGAACAGCAGAACUUCUUAUUUCGCAUGGCGCGAAUAUCAAUGAAAAAGAUCAAUAUGGGCAAACCGCUCUUCAUGUUGCAGCAAGUUAUAAUUAUAAAGAAACAGCAGAACUUCUUAUUUCGCAUGGCGCGAAUAUCAAUGAAAAAGAUAACGAUGGACAAACUGUUCUUCAUUAUGCAGCACGUUUUAAUAGUAAAGAAACAGCAGAAUUACUUAUUUCGCAUGGUGCAAAUAUAAAUGAAAAAGAUAAAAAAGGAGAAACCGCUCUUCGCCAUGCAGCAAGUAAAAAUAAUAAAGAGUUUAUCAAAUUUCUUCUUUCACAUGGAGCAUAG
Molecule: messenger RNA, 1404 nt
Organism: Trichomonas vaginalis G3
Lineage: Eukaryota; Parabasalia; Trichomonadida; Trichomonadidae
Product: protein kinase protein
Exons: 1
Coding region: 1-1404 (467 amino acids)
Molecular function (GO): protein binding
Source: RefSeq, a predicted model, not a curated record